AUGAAUCAACCCUUGACCUUUCUGCUGCACCUGCUACUCUUUGUCCCGCUCGUCUACGCCGCCAAUGCUACAGUCUCCGUCUACGACGAUUCCGACAAGUACAAAUACUUUGGGUGCUACAACGAGACGACCCAAGUUCCCGGCUCGGCCGACACGCGCGCCUUAGGCGGAGGUAUCCAGGAGAGUCUGCCGGGUGCGAUGACGGUGCCGACAUGUCUCGCCUUUUGCGGCAAUGGUGCCACGGAGUAUCGGUAUGCGGGACUGGAGUGGUCGAGAGAGUGCUGGUGCGCCCAAACACUGUCCGGCAUAGCUGAGAAGCUCGAUGAUACGGCCUGCAACUAUCCCUGCGAGGGUGACAAUACGACCGCCUGUGGUGGCUCUUUGAAGCUGACCGUCUAUCGUGUUUCUUUGGCGAGCGGGCUGUCUGCUCCUGGCCUAUUUAGCCUCGCCACCACAGGGUUGGCCAUGAUGAUGUUAUGGUAA
This is a messenger RNA of Trichoderma aggressivum f. europaeum, 483 nucleotides long. RefSeq lists its product as uncharacterized. The transcript is spliced from 2 exons. NCBI's taxonomy places the organism in Eukaryota, Fungi, Ascomycota, Sordariomycetes, Hypocreales, Hypocreaceae. The record is from RefSeq and is a predicted model, not a curated record. Bases 1 to 483 code for a protein of 160 amino acids. Gene Ontology annotation, cellular component: plasma membrane.